Messenger RNA from Pneumocystis murina B123, 1174 nucleotides. RefSeq lists its product as hypothetical. NCBI's taxonomy places the organism in Eukaryota, Fungi, Ascomycota, Pneumocystomycetes, Pneumocystales, Pneumocystaceae. Bases 272 to 1150 code for a protein of 292 amino acids. Gene Ontology annotation, cellular component: tRNA (m1A) methyltransferase complex; nucleus. Gene Ontology annotation, biological process: tRNA methylation. The transcript has a single exon. The record is from RefSeq and is a predicted model, not a curated record.
AAAUAGUCGUCAAUUAAAUAGAUUUAAAAAGGGAAGUUAAGAAUCAUGUUUUGGGAGAAAAAGAAAUUAGUAGAAGAAGGAGAUGUAGUAAUUAUAUGGCUGGGAGAGCCUAUAAUACAAUAGAAGUAAGUUAAUAUGUUAAUAGACGAGAGAACAAGUCCAUUCUAUUGUUAUUGAGAGGGGAAAAGUCUUUAAUAAUAAGUUUGGAACUUAUGCACAUUCAGAUAUAAUUGGAUUACCUUAUGGAUCUCAAGUUCCAAGCUCUAAUGGAAUGGGUUAUUUACAUAUUUUAAGACCUACACCCGAGUUAUGGACUAGAGCAUUGCCCCAUAGAACACAGAUUGUUUAUACACAUGAUAUUAGCUUUAUACAAAGUAAAUUAAGAAUUCAGAGAGGAACAACAGUUAUAGAAGCUGGAACAGGUAGUGGAAGUAUGACUCAUGCGCUUGCACGGGGUGUUGGAAUAACAGGAAGGGUAUUUUCAUAUGAAUAUCAUGAAAAAAGAUAUAAAGAAGCACUUAGUGAAUUUAAACAGAAUCAAAUCUUAGCACCAAAAGGGCCUGUUAUUUUAUCUUACCAAGAUGUUAUUACAGAUGGAUUUUGUAUUAAAGGUUAUGAGGUUAUUGCGCAUGCCGUAUUUCUUGACUUACCAGCACCAUGGAAAGUAAUUUGUAAAUUAAUUCCUCAUUUUUCUAAAGAAAGACAAACUAAAAUCUGCUGUCUUAGUCCAUGUAUUGAACAGGUUCAAAAAACACUAAAACACCUUCGGAAAUCUGGGUUCUAUGAUAUAGAACUUUCUGAAAUAAAUCAUUGUGAAUGGAUUGCACGAAAAGUAGAAUACAAGGAUAUUUUAGAAGCUGCACAACGUAUUCAUGAGGUACAAGAGAAUAGAAAGAAUGGAAAACAACCCGACAAUGGAGAUUCUCGUCCUCAAAAAAGAAUUAAGGAAGGAAGGGAAGACAGAAACUGGAAAGAUGUAGGAAGAAUGGAAAAAAAUGUUAAAAAUCAUACAAGUUAUCUUACAUUUGCAACAUGGAUUCCUUUUUCUCAAGAUUAUCAAAUACCUUCCGAUAAAAAUGAUGUAUUAUAUAUGAAAAAUGACGUUGAAAAUAUUAAUUAUGAUACAAAUAAUUUAGAAACUUCAUCUUAAAAUAAAUUUACAUUAAAGCGAAAU